Messenger RNA from Rodentolepis nana, 1086 nucleotides. The record is from the annotation of a GenBank genome assembly. Lineage: Eukaryota; Metazoa; Platyhelminthes; Cestoda; Cyclophyllidea; Hymenolepididae.
GAAGACACNCAAAGUGAUAGCCAACGCACUUUCAAAUUCCUGGGUAACCUCCAAAACAACAAGGAAAGACCCAAGAAAGAACCAAUACGUUUAAAAAACAAACUGCUUACCACCGACUUCGAAAUAGCUAACUACUUUGCAAGGUUCUAUUUCCACAAGCAAAAGAAAAACCCUUUUGUCAGAAAAUCUUUAAGAGAUUUAAAGAUACAAGUAAGACAGAUGGGUGAAAUUAAGGAAGACAUGACAACACCAAAUAAUGUACUUACUAAACCAUUCAGACCUUGCGAACUUAAUGCUGCGAUAAAACAGCUAAAGUGCAAGAAGUCUCCUGGCGAAGACGGUAUUCAUCCGGAAUUUCUAAUUAGAAUGGGACCAAAAGCCAAGGAAACCAUGCUGACGCUUUUCAACAAAAUCUGUGAGACCAGUCUCGUACCUAAGCAAUGGAAAGUUGCCAUAGUAAUACCGGUACUAAAAAGGGCAAAUACCCUAGCAACUUUGACAACUAUAGGCGAAUACAAGAGCAAUCCACAAGAUGCUCUAGCGAGAUUUCAGGAGACCCAGAUGGCACAAGUUCGUGCAAAGGCAGAAGCAGCCGCAGCGGCAGCCAAUUUACCCAGUUACUAUAAUCCACUCUCCGUGAAUGCUGCAAAAAUGGCAGAGCAACAGCAGAAGAGAAAACUCCUCUGGUCUAAAAAGAGUAGGGUAAAUGAAGCAUUUGUUAACUCCCUGUUAACGCAUCGAUGUUUUCCAUUUUUUAAGGAUGCUAAAUCGAAUUUGUGGAAGACAACGUCAUUGGUAGCUGGAAAAGGCGAUUCUGUUGCCGCGGCCAAAUUUUGCAAGUUGAUGGGAAUUCACGAUGUCGGAGAACUCAACACUGAAAAGCCAGGUGCAUCCACAAGCAAGGCUCGUGAACAGGCUGACCUCUUCAGGAAAUUGGAGCAAGAGUAUGAGCAAUCGCGGACUCUAACUCAUACCCAACGAGGUGUUGGUUUGGGCUACUCAUCGGCUAUGACCGAUUUUAAUGCAUAUAGUGCUAUGAGACAGGGUGGAGCAGGUAAUGAUCCGGAUCGACUAAAUGAUGAAUAA